AUGGCCGAAAAGCGAUUUGUUUCACAGUCGUGCUCUGCUGAAAAGUUCAUUUUAGACCAAGAAAAUAAGAGUACUUGGCAAAAAACUCGAAGAGAUGUUCAUUUACUUGAAAGCUUCCUCGGAACGAAGCGAAAAAUUGAACAAAUCCCAGCAACGGUACUAAACAAGUACCUUUCUGAGUUUAUUAUGUCAGUUCGCAAGAAAGACGGCAAGGAGUACGAGCCAACGUCACUUCAAAGUUUAGUAGCGAGCUUUGAACGGCACUUAAAAAGUAAAAGCUAUCCUUCAAGCAUCAUAAACGAUUUGGUAUUCGGACAAACGAUGAAAGUCCUCAGGUCUAAGCAAAAAAUGCUAAAGAAACAGGGAAAAGGAAACAAGCCGAACGCAUCGGUAGCGUUCACAAAUGAGGAAAUACAAAUAAUAUACGAGAGGAAACUACUCGGUAUUGAAAGCCCUGAGGCAUUGUUAAACACACUCUGGUUAAACAACUGUCUUCAUUUUGGUCUCAGAGGUUGCAAGAACAUCGUGACAUGUGCUGGGGAGAUGUGA
Molecule: messenger RNA, 549 nt
Organism: Dendronephthya gigantea
Lineage: Eukaryota; Metazoa; Cnidaria; Anthozoa; Malacalcyonacea; Nephtheidae
Product: zinc finger MYM-type protein 2-like
Source: RefSeq, a predicted model, not a curated record